CACGUGACGCGCGCUGGAUGCGCCUUCCCUGCGUUCGUUCGCCUUCCCCAGGUGUCAUGAUGGCGCCGCCUGACGCGGCGUGCCCAGAGGAAGCCUCGUCGCCCUCGCUCAGUUCUUCCUCGCCUAUAUAAAGGCCUCCACCCCUCUCCUUUGUUCACUUUCCGCGAUCAAGUCUCAGAGCUUUCACCGGUCAAGUUCCUUCUCUUUCGCUAUCCAGCCCUCCGAGUCAAGUAAGUUUCCCCUUCCUUCUCUACUUUCUUUCCCGGUCAUGUCUUCUUUUAGCGAUAGGAUUUCGUCCUCAGAGGACUGCUUCUCUGAGGACUCCAACUCAUCUCCCUCGACCGGGUCUUCUUCUCCUGACUCCACGCCCGGUCAGGUUCCCAACUCCUCUAUUCCCGACCCGCAACCUGUUAAUCAGAUGCCCGGUGAAGUUUUCAUGGGGAGGGAUGACCCGGUUGAUGACGAACCGGGUCCCUACGACCCUGAAAACGAAACCCGGGAUGCGUGGGAGGAGCGGCUCCAUGCCGCCGGUUACUUUCCGCUCCCCACCUUCUACGUCCUUGACAUUCCUUCCCAUGUUUCCAAAAUUGCUUUGAACAAAAUCCGUAGGAGGCUCCCGGAUGGGUAUACCCUUCUGUAUGAACAUGACUGGCCCAAUAUUGUUGAACCCCACCGGGAGGAUAGGAUAGGGUUUCACACGAUUUCCCUAGACGCGGACAUCGUUUUUCCUCUUCGCCCCCUCCUAACCGAAGUAUGCCAUGCGUUUAGGAUUUUACCCGGCCAAAUAACUCCUAACACCCACCGGUACCUCCAUUCCUUUGUAAAUAUUUGCUCUCAACUGAAAAUCGAUCCCUCUUUGCGUCUUUUCCUUUUUUGUUUCGAAGUCCUACCGAGCGGGUCUGGCUGCGAAGGUUUUGUAUUCUUCAAAGCCCGUACCGGUAGGAAGUUCAUUUUCGAAGUCCCCCAAAGUAACCGGGGAUGGAAGGAAAAAUUUGUUUUCAUCGAGUUUCCCCCCUUUGUCACUCCUUUGGCCGGUCUGAAAUGGAACGACCAUCUCCUCGACCAAGAGUGUGAUGCACCGGCUUCCUCCCCUGACUUGGAAGCGAAUCUCGAGGUCCUCAUGCACGGGGAUCCUUUAACCGGGAGGAUCUUCCAUUAUGGCAGUUGGGUUUGGAGGGUGGAGUCGGGUGGUGAGGGUACCUCCCAGGCCCAUGAAGCAGCGGGGCGCGGGGUACCCUCCCCGGGCAACACUGCAGAGGCUAAGGGCCAGAACCACCCAGAUAUGGAGUUCGAGGAGUUUGCCAUCCCUGAUGACCAACCAGCGGGAGAGGCCGGGGGUUCCAAAGCCGGAACUGCCAAAACUUUCACGGUCCAACAAGAGACCGUGGAAGUCCAUGAUCUAGAUGAGCCAGAAGAUGACCGGUUGAAGGGCAAGGAGAAGAUCGGCCGGCGGAUAAAGAAGGUGGCCACCACUCACCCUUCUUUCGCCAAGAAGAGGCAAAGGGCUGACUCUGACAUGGGCUCACAAACCAUCGAGGAGGCCUUCGUCAACCUUGGGCUGAGGCUGAGGGAGGUUGGAGAAAUCGGACCCCUUACAGCUAACCGGCUAGGGUUAGGCUCUCCUUCGGAACUUGCCCGGCUGAAGAAGGAGAAAGAGGAGAUGGCUCUCAUCUUGAAGAGCCAAGCUGACGAGCUGACCAGGUUGUCUGGGCUGAACGGGUCUAUGAAGGUGGAGAUCUCCCAGCUGAAGGAAGAAAACUGCCGGUUACUCAAUGAAGUUUCUGGGGCGAAGCAGGAGAUGGCCCAGAAGGAAAAAGACUUCCCCGGUCGUGCUGCCGCAUAGGUGGGAGAGAACAAGGCUGAGGCUGCCCGGGUACUUACAGAGACUCCGGAGACGACCAUGGAAUCUUUCAGGCUGAGGGGAAUUAGAUGAUCACCGCGAUUGGAUCCUUUGGUUUCAAGAGCGGUCAGAAGAAAGACCGGAUUGCCUC
This is a messenger RNA of Cuscuta campestris, 1991 nucleotides long. The record is from the annotation of a GenBank genome assembly. Lineage: Eukaryota; Viridiplantae; Streptophyta; Magnoliopsida; Solanales; Convolvulaceae.